AUGCAAUUCUCUACCGCCUCCGUUAUUGCCACCGUCACCGCCGUUGCCGCCGCUGCUAACACCACCACCGUCAAGAAGGACUCCACCACUUUGGUGACCAUCACCUCUUGUGAGUCCCACGCUUGCUCUGAGUCUGUCUCCCCAGCCUUGGUCUCUACUGCCACCGUCACCAUCAACGACGUUGUCACCCAAUACACCACCUGGUGCCCAUUGACCUCGACCUCCGCUAUGUCGAAGACCUCCACCGCUGCCCCAGCUGCCACCAACGGUACCAUGACUUCCGCUUCCAAGUCUUCUACCGCUUCCGUCAGCUCUUACACCGCCACUGGUGCUGCCGCUAAGGCUUUGCCAGCUGCUGGUGCCUUGGUUGCCGGUGCCGCUGCCUUGUUGUUGUAA
Lachancea lanzarotensis is the source of this 396-nucleotide messenger RNA. It is a transcript of the gene CCW12, whose product is annotated as LALA0S07e05358g1_1. The transcript has a single exon. NCBI's taxonomy places the organism in Eukaryota, Fungi, Ascomycota, Saccharomycetes, Saccharomycetales, Saccharomycetaceae. The record is from RefSeq and is a predicted model, not a curated record. The coding region runs from base 1 to 396 and encodes 131 amino acids.